CUUCUAGGGUUUUAUUUUCUUAUUACUACUAUUUUAUUUUAAAAAUGAAGAAAAUUCGUCUUCUUCCUAUUUCUCAUCAAACCCUAAGUCACUCACUGUAAACUCAAAACCAAAAACCGAUCUAACAAAAGAAAAAAAAAAAGAAAAAACUUUCUUGUAUUCCAAUCAAAUUCUGCUGUAUUCGCCCCCUCUUCGAUCUUGACCUAAAAAAUAUCUCAGAAUUUUUACAAACGAAAAACACAAAAACUUGAUAAAUCAAGAUUGGGUUAGAUUGAUUGAAUAUCAGACGCAACAAUAUCGAAAUCUCAAGAUGAAAUCAACACAAUAUCUUAAGUACUUUUGACCUCUUUUCGGAAGCUUGUUAUCAGAUUCAAGAUUUAGACCUCUCUUUCCGGACUCUCUUGAACUUAUUAUUAUCUUCUCUUUAUCUAAUGUCGAAUCAUGAAAUCCAAAAGGGGAACUGAAAUUUCAGCAAGGAUUUGAUAUAUAUUUUGAGAAGGAAUUUUUGAUUUUUUUUUUCUUAAGAAAAGGAUUAAAUAAAAAUGUUCAAAUCUAUGGUAUAUGAAGGGAAUUCACUACUUGGGGAAGUAGAGAUUUACCCUCGGAACCAGCAAAUGGACAUUAUUAUGUUGAACAAGGAAAUCAGGAUCUCAACCUAUUCACAACCUAGUGAAAGGUGCCCACCUCUUGCAGUACUUCAUACUAUUGCCCCCAACGGUGUCAGCUUCAAAAUGGAGGCAUCAAAGUCACAGUCUGAAGAUUCGCUAUUGUAUACAUUGCAUUAUUCUUUGCUUGGAGAGAACAAGACUGCAGUUAUGGGAGUAGGAGAGGAAGAGCUGCAUUUGGUGGCCAUGCCUUCCAGAAGAAAUCCCUCACACGGUGCAUGUUUCUGGGGCUUUUAUGCUCCACAGGGGCUUUACAACUCAUCUCUUGUGAUGUUGAACCUUCGAUGUCUUGGAAUUGUGUUUGAUCUAGAUGAGACACUAAUAGUCGCAAAUACGAUGCGUUCUUUUGAGGACAGAAUUGAUGCUUUACAGCGAAAAAUAACUACUGAGAUGGACCCACAGCGAGUUUCUGGCAUGUUACAAGAGAUUAAGCGAUAUCAAGAUGACAAAAAUAUCUUGAAACAAUAUGUAGAAACUGACCAGAUUGUGGAAAAUGGGAGGUUGAUCAAAGUUCAGUCCGAAGUCUUUCCAGCUUUGUCUGAUAAUCAUCAACCAAUUGUUCGUCCGCUUAUAAGGUUACAAGAGAAGAACAUUAUCUUGACUCGCAUCAACCCGUUGAUUCGUGACACAAGUGUUCUUGUGAGGUUGAGGCCUGCGUGGGAGGAUCUGAGGAGCUACUUAACUGCUAGAGGUCGUAAGCGUUUUGAGGUUUAUGUAUGCACAAUGGCUGAAAGAGAUUAUGCUUUAGAAAUGUGGAGGCUUCUUGAUCCUGAAUCAAAUUUAAUCAGCUCAAAUGAACUAUUGAAUCGCAUUGUAUGCGUCAAAGCGGGAUUGCGGAAAUCUUUGCUGAAUGUUUUUCAUGGUGGCAUAUGUGAUCCUAAAAUGGCUCUGGUUAUUGAUGAUCGUCUGAAAGUGUGGGAUGAGAUAGAUCAAACUAGAGUGCAUGUUGUUCCUGCAUUUGCUCCCUACUAUGCUCCUCAGGCUGAGGCAAACAAUGUAGUGCCGGUUCUUUGUGUUGCAAGAAAUGUUGCUUGCAAUGUUAGAGGUGGUUUUUUCAAAGAUUUUGAUGAAAGUCUUUUGCAACGGAUUAUUGGCAUAUUUUAUGAAGAUGACGUGGAAGAAGGCCCAUCUCCUCCUGACGUGAGCAACUUUUUGAUUUCAGAGGAUGAUGGUACUGCUGCAAACAGAGGUCCACUGCGCUUCGAGGGCAUGGCUGACGUUGAGGUUGAGAGGAAAUUGAAGGAUAUCGUGCCAGCUUUUUCAAUCCCCAAUAGUAUUGAUCCAAGGUUCUCGACUCUUCAGCAAUUUGUGGGUUCUUCAUCAAACCCAACAUUGCCUCAACCUUCUACGCAAGGCUCGGUAAUGCCAUUCCAUGAUCAACAGCUCCAACAACAACCUCAGGCACCACCAUCAUUUAAUCCAGUGAAUCGUGUGGGCCCAUCAGAAGCUAGCUUGCAAAAUUCUCCUGCCAGAGAAGAGGGUGAGGUCCCUGAAUCGGAAUUAGAUCCAGAUACAAGGAGAAGGCUUUUGAUUUUGCAACAUGGUCAAGACAUUAGAGAACAUCCCCCGAAGGAAUCUCCUCCCUUUCCAGUCAGGCCCCCCGCUCCACCAGUUCCUGGCCCGCCUAUACAAUCACGUGGAAAUUGGUUCCCAUCUGAAGAAGAGACUAGCCCACCAAAGCAAAACCGGGCAUUACCCAAACAAGUACAAAAGGAUUUUUCUGUAGAAUCAGAAGCUAUGCAUUUUGAAAACAGCCGACCUCAGCGUUCAUCUUCUUUUCAAGGGACCGGUGGUUCUGUUCAAUCAGAAAGAACAUUUCAUGAAAAUCUCAGAUUACCUAAAGAGGUACAUAUCGGAGAUGAUCGAGCAAAGUUAAGCCGUACACACCCAAAAUAUCAAUCCUUUUCAGGUGAGGAGGCGCCACUGGGUCGAUCAGCUUCAAACAACAAGUUGUCUCCUAGUCCUAAAGAUGAAGAGAUGCCUCUUGCUCGGUUAGCCCCGAGCAGCAAGGAUCUGCAGACUGAAUCUGGACGAGGUACUUCACAGUAUCCAGACACCCCUGCUAAAGUUUUACAAGAUAUUGCAAUCAAGUGUGGAUCGAAGGUGAUAUUCAGGUCAGCCUUGGUUACCAGUGCGGAAUUGCAGUUCUCGAUUGAGGUUUGGUUCAGCGGGGAAAAAAUAGGUGAAGGAAUUGGGAAGACGAGGAAGGAAGCCCAACGCCAAGCAGCAGAACGCUCUCUGAGGACUUUGGCUAAUAAAUAUUUAAUAAACGCUAAGCCAGAUCAAACUACUGUGUAUGGGGACCCUAACAAGCUUUCAAAUGUGGAUAUGAAUGGUUAUAUAAAUGAUUCAAAUUCUUUUCAUCAGCCAUUUCUGAAUGAGGACUCUGUACCAGCAUCAAGUACAUCAGAGCCCUCUAGGUAUCUGAACACGAGGAUGGAAGAAUCACAAAGUAACUUGGACCCCAUUUCUGCCCUUAAAGAGUUGUGUAUGGACGAAGGUCUUAAAUUAGAUUUUCGAACACGGCCAACAUCUUCAACUAGUUUAACCCACAAAGGAGAAGCUUAUGCCCAGGUUGAAAUAGGAGGUCAGGUGUUUGGAAAUGGUAAUGGGUUAACAUUGGAUGCAGCUACGGCGCAGGCAGCUGAAGAGGCCCUCAUGAAUCUAAAAGUCAAACUUGGUCAGGAUACUCAUAAACGCAUAGGUUCGCCGAGGUCAUUACAAGCAGCAGUUCCUAAUAAACGUUUUAAGCCAGAGUUCCCACGAGUAUUGCAACGAAUACCUCCAUCUGCAAGAUAUUAAUGCCAUGUCAGCCUCUAAAGGUUGGUUUAGGUUAUUACAAGCAGCACUUGAAGUAAAUGGUUGAAGCCAGAGUUCGCACGAGUAUUACAAUGGAUACCACCAUCUGCCAGAUAUUUUACUAACACCCAUCCUGUCCUUUACAAAAUGAGAGCUACAUGUUCAUUUUUCCGUUAUCUCAUGUAGCUGCCGAUGUUGAGAUAUAUGCACACCGUACAUUGGGAAUCAAAAGCUUGGGCUGUCGGGAUCUUCAAUUAGCAGUCCAUGCGUUACUAUCGAUUCUGUCAUUUGUACACAGAAAUUGCUUAGAAAGGCAAUAUAAGGGCAUCUCCUCUUCCCUGGUGCAUCUCACUAACUUCUGACGGUGUCAGGUUCUUAUGGAAGAAGAAAUCUAAAGAAUCAUUUAAUUAGUUCAGGGUUGUACAUUUGUUUAAGAUAGAACUUCUAUUUUGUGGGUAUAGAGAUGUAAAUUUAGGAGUUGGACCCCACUGGUCCCAACUUUCUUUGAAGUAGUUAUUGUCCCCUUUUUUGGUGAUUAACAUUUUUCUUUCAUGGGAAUAGUGGCUUUCUUCUGUAAGGUCAAGAUCAUCCUAAAAAAGCAUUUGCUGUAGUUUGCAAUGGGUGAAGCAUAAUUAGUAUGUAAGAAAAAGAUUGGUACCGAAACAGAAGUCGGAUGUAAUAUGGAUGUUUCUAUGUUGUAACGUCUCUGACCGCUUUUACAAUGUUUAUACGAACUUCUCACCUAA
Messenger RNA from Papaver somniferum (opium poppy), 4210 nucleotides. RefSeq names its product RNA polymerase II C-terminal domain phosphatase-like 1. The record is from RefSeq and is a predicted model, not a curated record. Lineage: Eukaryota; Viridiplantae; Streptophyta; Magnoliopsida; Ranunculales; Papaveraceae. Gene Ontology annotation, molecular function: RNA polymerase II CTD heptapeptide repeat phosphatase activity. The transcript has 17 exons. Bases 543 to 3467 code for a protein of 974 amino acids.